Hirundo rustica (Barn swallow) is the source of this 882-nucleotide messenger RNA. RefSeq names its product 11-beta-hydroxysteroid dehydrogenase 1-like. Gene Ontology annotation, cellular component: intracellular membrane-bounded organelle; endoplasmic reticulum membrane. The transcript is spliced from 6 exons. The record is from RefSeq and is a predicted model, not a curated record. NCBI's taxonomy places the organism in Eukaryota, Metazoa, Chordata, Aves, Passeriformes, Hirundinidae. Gene Ontology annotation, biological process: steroid catabolic process. Gene Ontology annotation, molecular function: steroid binding; 11-beta-hydroxysteroid dehydrogenase (NADP+) activity. Bases 1 to 882 code for a protein of 293 amino acids.
AUGGGAUUGCUCCUGAAGGUUUUCAUCCCUUUGCUGGGAGCAGCACUGGCUUUUUAUUUUUAUUCAGCACCUGAGAACUUCAAUGAAGAGAUGCUCCGGGGGAAGCGGGUGAUCGUGACGGGAGCCAGCAGCGGCAUCGGGGAGCAGAUGGCCUAUCACCUGGCACGGAUGGAGGCCCACCUGCUGCUCACGGCACGGACAGAGGCCAAGCUGCAGAAAGUUGUGGAGCGGUGCCUGGAGCUCGGUGCUGCCUCCGCCCGCUACAUCAGCGGCUCCAUGGACAGCCCCAGCCUGCCCGAGGAGCUGCUCAGCGAGGCUGAGAACACCUGGGGUGGCCUGGACAUGCUCAUCCUGAACCACAUCGGCCAGAGCAGCUUCAGCUACUUCAGCGGCGACGUGGGGCACGUCCGAAAGCUCAUGGACAUCAACUUCGUCAGCUACGUGGCCUUGGCCACGGCUGCCCUGCCCAUGCUGAAGGAGAGCGAGGGCAGCAUCGUGGUGGUUUCAUCCAUAGCAGGUAGAAUUGCCGGCCCUUUUACUGCUCCCUAUUCAGCCACCAAGUUCGCCUUGGACGGAUUUUUCAGCUCCUUGAGGCAGGAACUCAUCAUAGAGAAGGUCAACGUUUCCAUCACACUCUGCAUCCUGGGCUACAUCAACACAGAGAGCGCCGUGCGCGCCGUCUCACACGUUAUCCCGGACACGCCGGCCCCCAAGGAGGAGUGUGCCCUGGAGAUCAUCCGAGGAGGAGCCCUGCGCUGGCGGGAGGUGCACUACCCUCCCCGGACCGUGAGCAGCAUGCUCCUCCUCCGCAGCUUCGCCCCCGAGCUCCUCGACUCCAUCGUCCGCGGCAGCUACCGCGUGGAGAACGUCAGGAGAACGUAG